AUGAAUCUGACUGAUUCAAAUAUCACUUUCAUUCUCUCUGCAUAUGGACCUCCAGGACCACUAAAUUAUGGAGUUUUCUUGUUGAUGCUUGCACUAUACCUUGCCACAGUAUUUUCAAACUUGACUUUAAUGCUGGUCAUCUCCUCUGAUUCAAGUCUCCAUAAGCCAAUGUAUAUUUUUCUGUUCAACCUGGCAAUUAAUGGACUGAUGGGGAGUUCAGCUGUCUGUCCUGCCAUUAUGCAAUAUCUUCUUGUGGGACUUAAGACAAUAUCCUUUAAAAAUUGUUUAAUGCAAAUGUUUUUCAUAAAUGUGUAUGGAUCUUGUGCCUAUGCAAUAUUAACUGUGAUGGCAUAUGACAGAUAUGUUUGCAUUUGUAAGCCAUUACAGUAUCACACUAUCAUGACUCCAACUAAAGUCAGACUUCUUCUUAGUGUGGUGUACAUUUUCCCUGUAUGUUUAUUUACUGUACAGGUCUGUCUCACUUCAAGGUUACCUAUGUGUAAGUAUACAAUGUAUAAACUUUUCUGUGACAAUUUGACACUUGUCAGUUUAGCCUGUGUGAAAACUGCUCUUGACAACCUCUUUGGCCUAUGGCUUUUUUUCCUAUUUGCUGUUCUCCCUCUGCUGUCUGUCGUGCUAUCAUAUAUUAAAAUAUUAACUGUAAGUUUCAAAGCAUCAGGCAAUGCUCAAGCGAAAGCGCUGAAAACAUGUGCACCCCAUUUGAUUACUUUCAUUAAUUUCUCCUCUGCAAUCCUUUUCUCUGUUGUGUACCAUCGUUUCAAUGACUAUGUAACAAAUGAGAUCAAUGCCUUGAUGUCAGUACAUUAUAUCUUGAUUCCACCACUACUACACCCACUCAUCUAUGGCAUGAAAACUCAUGAGAUCAAAAAAAGUUUCACGAAGAUCUUGAGGAAAAAUAUUUUUGCGAUUAAUCUUUCUUUUGGCAGGCCAAAUAAUAUGGUUUUCAGUUUCUUGCUAGUAAAAACUUAG
Chanos chanos (milkfish) is the source of this 990-nucleotide messenger RNA. RefSeq names its product olfactory receptor 52E4-like. The record is from RefSeq and is a predicted model, not a curated record. Gene Ontology annotation, molecular function: olfactory receptor activity; odorant binding; G protein-coupled receptor activity. Gene Ontology annotation, cellular component: membrane. Gene Ontology annotation, biological process: detection of chemical stimulus involved in sensory perception of smell; G protein-coupled receptor signaling pathway. The transcript has a single exon. NCBI's taxonomy places the organism in Eukaryota, Metazoa, Chordata, Actinopteri, Gonorynchiformes, Chanidae. Bases 1 to 990 code for a protein of 329 amino acids.